AUGAAGAUUCGAGAUAACAUACCAAGAGACCAACUGAAGGUCAGACAGGCCCUGCCCGUGACAGGAGACCUGGGAGAGGAUAUUGAAAAGCUGGCCGACUUUAACGGUGAGGUGCGUUGUGAACCACCCAACAACCGCCUCGACCGCUUUACUGGAACACUAACCUUCGCUGGUCAGAAAUACCCGCUGGACAACGAGAAGAUCCUGCUGCGAGGCUGCACCCUGAGGAAUACCGACUGGUGCUUUGGACUUGUGCUAUUUGGAGGUCCUGAGACAAAGUUGAUGCAGAACUGUGGGAAGAGCACGUUCAAGAGGACCAGCAUAGACCGCCUGAUGAACAUCCUCGUCCUUUGUAUUUUUGGUUUCCUGGCCUUCAUGUGCACGAUCCUGGCGAUAGGAAACUUAUUCUGGGAGGUGAACGAGGGCUCACAGUUCACAGUCUUUCUCCCCAGACAAAAUGACAACAAGGCUGCCUUCUCUGCCUUCCUCACGUUCUGGUCCUACGUCAUCAUCCUCAACACUGUGGUGCCCAUCUCUCUCUAUGUUAGCGUAGAGAUCAUUCGAUUAGGGAACAGCUUCUACAUUGACUGGGACAGGAAGAUGUACUAUGGACGUAAAGACACCCCCGCUGAGGCUCGCACCACCACGUUGAAUGAAGAGCUCGGUCAAAUCAAGUACAUCUUCAGCGACAAAACGGGAACGCUCACCCAGAAUAUCAUGGUGUUCAACAAGUGCUCCAUCAACGGCAAAACUUACGGGGAUGUGUAUGACUACACUGGUCAAAGACUAGAAGUUACAGAGGAUACAGAGAGGGUGGACUUCUCCUUCAACCGGUUGGCUGACCCUCGCUUCAUGUUCCAUGACCACGCCCUGGUGGAGGCAGUGAAGCUUGAGAACCCUGAGGUCCACGCUUUCUUCAGACUGCUGGCCCUGUGUCACACCGUGAUGGCUGAGGAGAAGAGAGAAGGUGAGAUUUACUACCAGGCCCAGUCUCCGGAUGAGGGAGCUUUGGUCACUGCAGCCAGAAACUUUGGCUUCGUCUUCCGCUCACGAACACCAGACAGUGUUUCCAUAGUGGAAAUGGGACAGCAGUGCAGCUAUGAACUCCUCGCUAUCCUGGAUUUCAACAACGUCCGCAAGAGGAUGUCUGUCAUAGUUCGGAGUCCAGAGGGGAAGCUGUCUCUCUACUGUAAAGGUGCAGACACGAUCAUCUAUGAGCGGCUGGAUCAGUCCUGCAGCAAGCUGAUGGAGGUCACCACAGAGCAUCUUAAUGAGUUUGCGGGGGAUGGCCUGAGGACUCUGGCGCUGGCCUACAAAGACCUGGAUGAGGAGUAUUUCAACCAGUGGAAACAGCGCCACCAUGAGGUCAGCACAGCUCUGGAUGGCCGGGAGGAAAAACUAGACGAGCUGUAUGAGGAAAUCGAGAAGGAUCUGCUGCUGCUCGGAGCGACAGCCAUAGAAGACAAGUUACAAGACGGAGUUCCUCAGACUAUUGAGCAGCUAUCCAAAGCUGACAUCAAAAUCUGGGUUUUGACAGGUGACAAACAAGAAACUGCAGAAAACAUCGGGUACUCGUGCAACUUACUGCGUGAAGAGAUGAAUGAGGUCUUCACUGUCUCGGGUAACUCACCGGAAGACGUUAAAGAGGAACUAAGAAAUGCACAAACCACCAUGAAAUCAGUUGUGGAAGAGGAUUCAGUGUUUCUGCCACAAGGGACUCUGGUUAAUGGUCCUAAAGUGAUCGCAGAUGAGUUGGUGAACGGAGAGUACGGCCUGGUUAUCAACGGACACAGUCUGGCGUAUGCCCUGGAGCACAGCCUGGAGCAGGAGUUUCUUAAGACGGCGUGCAUGUGUAAGGCAGUGAUCUGCUGCAGAGUCACUCCUCUGCAGAAAGCUCAGGUGGUGGAGCUCGUCAAGAAGUACAAGAAGGCGGUCACACUGGCAAUAGGAGACGGAGCCAACGAUGUCAGCAUGAUCAAAGCAGCUCAUAUAGGUGUGGGGAUCUCAGGUCAGGAGGGCAUGCAGGCAGUGCUGUCCAGCGACUACUCGUUUGCUCAGUUCCGAUUCCUGCAGCGCCUACUGCUGGUGCAUGGCCGCUGGUCCUACCUGCGCAUGUGCAAAUUCUUGCGCUACUUCUUCUACAAAAACUUCACCUUCACCUUUGUUCACUUCUGGUACGCCUUCUUCUGCGGCUUCUCUGCACAGACCGUGUAUGAUGAGUGGUUCAUAACACUCUACAAUCUGAUGUACACAGCGCUACCUGUUCUGGGAAUGAGUCUGUUUGAUCAGGAUGUGAACGACAUGUGGAGUUUCCAGCAUCCUCAGCUCUAUGUUCCUGGUCAACUCAACCUGUACUUCAGCAAGAAGACCUUCUUCAAGUGUGUCCUCCACAGCUGCUACAGCUCCCUGGUGCUGUUCUUCAUCCCCUACGCAGCCAUGCAUGACACGAUGAGGGGUGAUGGGAAGGACAGCGCUGACUAUCAGUCCUUCGCUCUCCUAACACAAACAUGUCUGCUGUUUGCUGUCACCAUCCAGUUGGGGUUGGAGAUGUCUUACUGGACAGCUGUGAACACUUUCUUUGUGUUGGGCAGUCUGGGCAUGUACUUUGCAGUCACGUUCACCAUGUACAGUAACGGCAUGUUUCUCAUGGUGCCGCCAGCCUUCCCCUUUAUAGGAACCGCCCAAAACUCUCUGAGCCAGCCAAAUGUUUGGCUGACGAUCCUCCUCACCUCCAUUCUGUGUGUUCUUCCUGUGGUUACCUACCGUUUCCUGUUCAUUCAGCUCUGCCCCACUAUCAAUGAAAAGGUGAUGUUCAAGGUGAGACAGGCCAAAGCCACGCCUCCCCCUCCACCUCGACGUACCCGCAUCCGCCGCACCAGCUCACGGCGCUCUGGCUACGCCUUCUCGCACGCACAGGGCUACGGGGACCUGGUUACAUCAGGGCGAUUCCUGAGGCGGCCUGCGGUGUCGCGAUCUUCAGGUUUCACCAACAUUGGUCGCACAACCACUGGCUUCAGUCCCAUGGGACGAUCGGCGGGGUACAGCCCGACUGGACGGCCACAGAACACCAAGGCGCCAGAUGUGGAGGUGACGUCGCUGCAGAUGUACAGGACAUUCAGAGAUCCAGCUCUCUGAUAGUAACAUUCUGGUUGGAGAUGAUCUAGGAGAAGGAUUACGACAAGAAAGUGAACUUUUUCUUAACAUUUCCAUUUGUUCCUUAAAAAAACUCAACCUGCCUCUCUGGAGAAGCCAUGUCAAACAUUUUGGAUGGUCUGUCUCGCAUCUGCAAAGUCUCCAAAGACAAGGUUUGAAAAAGACAGGACAUUUUUUUGCUCCAGGCAUUUUAUUUUUAGAUAUUUUAACAAAGGGAACUACACAGGAAGUGUUCAUGUGGGCGUGCAUGCAGAGCCAACACAUGAGAGGUUUCUUACGCUAAAAAAACUGUAACAGGGUGUUUCUUUUUUUUUCUUUUUUUUUAAAGGAGCUACCACAGUGAGACAAAGUGUCAUCAUGUUUACAAACUACCAGGACUUCAUUACAGUCCAGAUUCACAGAAGGACUUUGUACAAAGGAAAUAAUCAGCAAAGCCAUUUUAUAUGGGAAUAUAUUUAUAUUAUACUUUGAGUGUCUUUUUAAAGCGUUAUGUUCACCUAUCCUAAAAUCUGUACAGCCAGUAAGCACUUUGGGAGAAAACUGAAUGUUUGUAAGAUUAUGAAUGUGUAAAACUUAACCCUACAAAAAAACCUCUCCUCAGGAGGAGUAGAUAUUGAUUUUUGAAGCAGGAUUAAGCAUUUUUAACAGUUGGACAUCUUCAUUUGUUUUUGUUUUUUUACUAUCUGAGUUUAAAAAGUAUUUCAUGCAACUUUAAUUGAAAUUAGUAUAUAUGAGGGAACAUGUGCUGUUUUCAAUUUACAUUCUAUAGAGGAAUAUUAGUACCAUGAUGCAAUGAUUUUUUCUCUUUUUCUUUUUUUCCUUUUUUAUACACGGGUUUAUGGUCGAUUUCAUAUUGGCUUAAAAAAUAUAAAAUGUAUUUUUUUACAGAUAAGGGGAAAAAAACAUUUGCAAGAUCUCCAUGCUAUAAGCACAAAAGACAACUUGGAACUAAGACUGUAAGGUUUUCUUUACAGACCCAGAUUUGGAUUUUUGCCUGAUGAUAUCUAAAUUUCCUUAAGAGUGACUUCCUUUUUUUUGCACCUCAGUGUUUCAUAAAUGCACCUUGAGUUACAUCUUCAAGCCAAAGUACUGUAAGCAUCCCCAUGGUUGCAAUUGAAGGGGCGGGGGCAGUCCGAGCAACGACCUCGGACGAGGACCCUAUUGUAUCUGUAGGAGUUAUUCUUAUUUUCCUUUGCACAAAUGAAUCGCUAAUUUGGGGAUUUUAACGUGCAUGAAAACUCACAAUUUUUGUCACUCACAAGUGCGAGGAAAAGUGGCUCAGUGGCGCCCCCUUGAAAUGUUCUAAAAUUCAGCCACUCGCUACGAUUUAACUUACAUGCACAUUCAUUAUUUUGCAUGUUAACAAUGCCAAUACCUACAAAAAAGCCUCCUAACUUCAUGGUGAAAUGUCUUCAGGAAGCGUAAUUUUCACCAUUUACAGAGUAUCUGUAUUGGAACGCACUUGCCUGAGGGGAUGUGACUAUGCUAGGCUGUAGGCAAACCUUUUGUUUAUCCACUUUUUCAGUUGCUGUAGGGAAAUCAACCAGAUCUACCUGUAUUGUGGGGAGGUUGAUCAUACUGAAAACACACUACAAAUUUGACAGUGUGAUCUUUUAGCUCAUUAAGAGGCAUAUUUAGGUUCAUUAACAGGUUGAAUAACUAUAAUAAUGUAUAGUGACACAUCUUCAUUUGUGUUAUUGCUUCAGCAAAAGUUUGCUUUUAAAUAUCUGAAAUCAGACUGAAUGACUGAUCCUUGGCUGUUACUGUAUGUGUCUUAUUUCCAACAUCUCCUUCCUCCAGUGUUGUAUCUGCUCACUGACAGUAAGAUAUAAUGUAAAAGACAAAACAAGAGCUGCUUUAGUAUUUGAAAGGAAAUGACAUUUCAUAAUUAUGCAAAUCAGAGUCAAUGACGACAAGAAUUCCUGAAGGAAGAAUAGGGUGUUUAAAAAAGAUUUUAUGCAACCAUGUCAAUGAUUUUAAGUAAAAACAAGAAACAGGGUAUUUUGUGAAGUCAUAUUUGUCAGUGGACAGCUGAAGAGGUGCUCCUGUGGGUCUUUGGGGUCCCUUCAAUUUAUUAUGAAGUAUGUGAAUGUUUGAAAAAAUUUGUUUUUUAAAGUGUAGAAUUGGAACGUUUCUUAUUUGGUUAUUGCCUCGAUUAGUUUUCUUCUAAAGGCUUCAUGAUUUACCAGUGACAAUGUUUCUAUGCAAUGCUGGAUUUGCUGUUUCCACUCAACAGUUUUUCCACUACAGUUGAAUUUAAAACCAUCAAGACGGCUAAUAGAUAAUGCGUCGAAGCAUCUGUUUUGUUUGGAUCUGAACAAACACAUGUUUCCAAGAGUUGAAUGUAUUUCUCAUCUUACAGCGGGGAACCAGCAAUUAUUUGAAGCCCUUUUGUGUUUUCUCUUAAGUACAAUUUUUGCUCAGAAAACAAAAACUCGUGCUGGAUGACAGUGUGGUGACACUGGUUUUACUAAGUGCAUUAUUAUCAACAAAGUCGGAAAUGUGAAGUAUUCUUUAAGAAGAUAUCUUAGGUUUGAAAAUGAAAAGAAACAUUUACUGUGUGUCGUUAAAACUAUUGUACUCGUUCUUUUAACCCACACAGUGGACAUUUUCCUCUGAUGUCACAGUCAGGCAGAGAAGCGAAGAUGGUGUUAUAAUGAUUUACUGCUGUGUUCAGGGUUGCACUUCCUAUGUAUAAACAUAGGAAACCUGGAAACUUUUUAUAAUAUCACAUGCUUCUUGAUUGAUCAGUGGUAGAAACGAUAAUGGAUAGUGGGAAUUUGGAGGGACAAUAUAUAUAUAUAACCAUUUAACAUAUUUGAUUACCCAUUAGCUGAAAUUAGACACCAGCUAACAUUAGCAUUCAACGUAUGGAAGCCCCUUUGGAUAUGCAUGCCUACAUUUCAUUUUAAAACUUUUUCCCAUGAUAAGAAGUACAUUUGGGUUGUUUUCUAAAGAUCUUGCCUCAUUACUUUUUUUUAAGUCAGGAUAACAACUCGGGUAUCCUGUGCAAACAAGUUAAUAUUCAUCAUUUUCUCGAAAUCAAAGAAAAGGACGUAAAUAGGUCGAGAUCAUGAAAAAACAAUCAGAAAUCAAUCAUUAUCGGAAAAUGGAAAAAUAUGGAUGGCUGUAUGUCCGCUCAGGGCUUCUGUAUUAGAACAGUUCUUUGCCAACUUCACCGUUAAUAGAUGUUAUUUGACCAUGUCAUAUUUAAAUCAUUAUCCUUUUUGAUAACAGCAUUUGGCCCUCACCCUGAGUAACAUGUCAAAGGAAAAUGCCCACUGUGAGAAUAUUCUAAAUUGAAUCUUCAUCCAAGUGUUUUGUUUUGAUUGUUGUUAAUGUUCAAAUCAAGCUCUGUUUAAUGUUUUCUAUCCCAGUUUUAGCAUUCUCAUGACUGAUUUACAAAAGCAAUUUGUCAGCAACAAAUACACACACGAAACACAGAAGGUGAUUUUCAGAUAUAUAGAAUGGAGCCUUUAAAUCACAUUAAUCUCAGCUUUGCCUUCACCAUAAGUGGAAAACAUAUUAAUCACCGGAGGACAAGGAAAGUUUAUUAAUAUGGCAAAUUUCAUCACCAUGGUAACUCAAAGUGCUUCACACAAGACAUUAAAAGCAUAACGACAAAGGGAAACAGAAACAUUCAAAUAGAACAUUUUAAAAAUCACUAAAACAGUCAGUUAAUAAAAGGGGGCCACCACACAGUCCACUUAUGUGUUGUAAAUAUUUCCCCACUUGUUCUGUGGUACUUUCUCAAGUGAAUUGUAGCCACAGUUGUGUUUAUAAUGGAUAGGUUACUCUUUUAUCUACAGCCCUGAAGACUGAAACUGUUGUAUGUACAAUGUAUGAUGCAUUGUUGAUGUUUGACACUGCUCCUCCUGAUAACAGUUUUUACUAUAUUUUCUACUUUUUACUGCAAUAAAAAGAUCUUACAGAUCAACAUGUUUUA
Labrus bergylta (ballan wrasse) is the source of this 7099-nucleotide messenger RNA. The record is from RefSeq and is a predicted model, not a curated record. Lineage: Eukaryota; Metazoa; Chordata; Actinopteri; Labriformes; Labridae.